UCCAUACCGACAUGCUACUGGUUGAGACAAAAUAGUCCAGCAUCAACAAAGACAAAGAAGCACAAGAAUCCCUCGAUUCAACGACCAAGAUAUGAGACACUCAGAAUGAGUAGAUAUCUUACCCCUUCCAAGGUCACCUUACUAUGUCUGGUGUCGCUAUACGCCGACGGGAUAGUCCCCAACACAUCGGCUGUGCCUGUCCUGUCGUUUCUGAUAUCUCACAUACUCCCCGCGCGACCUGGUGACUCGGACAAACCUCCUCGCGCAUUCACUCGAGAUAAGAAACAUGCCGUCUCCAUUGAUGAAUUGGAAGAAGUCCUUUCAUACCACGCCUCUUCAAUCCCGGGCCGUUCAGUAUGGGACUUGCUACUACGAAAGAUGUGGUCCCUAGACUGCUGUGAUGCGCUGUUGAGCUUCUUUGCCGACAUAAACAACAUCGUCGAGAAGUCAAGAGAAGAGCAAAUCCAGGACAGAGACAGAGGCAUUGAGCAUGUCAGUGAUCGUAUGCUUCUAUCUCGGUCUUCUCCAUUAGGCGCGUUUGUGCGUCGGGGACAGCUGGAGUUUACGCGUUUACAGUUUCAUGAUCAGGUCAAGUUAUGGCGUGGAUUUAUCAAGUACCGCUUGCCGACGUAUCGUGCUUGGGCUAGGCGACAUCCCUCCGGCGGCGAAUCGGCUGUUGAUGCUAAUUUGGCAGAACUCGGUCUUGACUCUGAUAGUCAUAUUGGCCAGGUGGUUUAUCGCAAUAUCGAGCAUGACUCUGACGACGAAGCUGGUGUCAGCACCAAGGAUGUCGAGCAACUGUUGAGCUUUCAAGUCGAGGAACUACAGAGAAUUGGCGGGCGCGUACCGGAUGAGGUUAGAAGUCAGCUUGAGUAUAUCAUUUCGGCCGGAGUGACUGUUCCCAGCAUGUCUCACUACAUUCGCUUUCUGGAUGCUUGGAAAGCAGGAGACUAUCCUUCAUCCUUUGAUAAUCUCCAUCGAUACUUUGACUAUACGGUGCACAGCAGAGACCGCAGUUUCUAUCAAUAUGCUCUACUCAAUCUCGCCAUUCUGCACGCUGAUUUCGGCUCUUAUGCAGAGGCUGUGUCAGCCAUGCAAGAAGCUAUUUCAAUUGCUCGAGAAUCGCACGAUAUGAGCUGUCUCAAUUUCUGUAUGAGCUGGCUGUAUCAUUUUGGGAAAGCUUUUCCAGAGGAAAUGAAAGAUGUGCAGAACACUGGCAUGCUGGGUAGUGAGAAGGAAGGUCUUGCAUUUCUCAAGGCUAAGGCUAAGGAGACUGAAUCAUGGGGCUUACUUAGUACCAUGCAUUUGAGUGAAGCGAAACUUGAUCUGCAGAAUGGAGAAAGCCUAGCGUCUGUCUUUGAGAACGUUGUUAGAUCGUUUUACUUGAAUGUGACUAGGAAUCUGAGAACAGCCAUGGGCCCGCAACUUCUCCUCGCGACGUCGUUAUUCUCUCGCAUAGGGUUAACGCAUAUCGCUCUAUUGCAUUGCGACAUCUUUCGUGAAUGUUAUGCGAAAGGAUCACCUCUUGAAGACAUGCUCAAAAUAACCUAUCGAAGCAGUCAACUGAUAUCCCAUAGUGGUGGCUAUAAACACGCAAUCGCGCUGCUUGAUGGUAUAGCGCAGACGGACUUGCGGUCACUCAAAGCGAAUCAAUACUGGGCAUAUUACUCGGGCAUCUUGAAACUACAGCGGCAGAUACAUAGAGAUGACGCCGUUGCCGUAGAACAUCUAUUUGCCCAACUGCAAGACAUCGGAAUCCCCGACAUUGACCUCGUCCUCCAGCUAUCGUUUCUGGAGAUUGAAUUCCGCCUUCGAAAGGGCCAUUACUCCCAGGCAAUGGCGAUAGUGGAAGGAAUAGCACAAACAAUGCAACAAGAAAACUUUGAUGUCUUGACACAAAUCCGAUUACUGAGCUACAAAGCCAGAAUCCUUGAAAAGACAGGUCUUCCACAACGGGGAUUUUCCUUAGCCAUGAGAGCUGCCAGUAUUGCUCAUCGAUGUCGCGUCUUGCCGGGUUUAUGGGAGGCAAUCGGGGUGCUGGCCACUAUACUCUUAAGUAUGCGUGAAUUCGAGGUUGCGGUAGAGAUGAUGGAGAGUAUCAUGCCUCAGGUUCUUGAAUUAGAUGAUCGAUAUCUCACAGCACGAUCAUACUCGAUCUUGGUGGAUGCGAAUAUGGGCUUGGCCGGGGAAUGUUUUUCCCCUUCUCCUUCUCUGUCUGACGACGACGAAUCAGAAGGGGUGAUAAAUAAAGUCCCAGACCCGCUCAAGAAGAAGGAGUACGUGACUCGAGCAUUGACAUACAUUGAUUUCUCAUAUGAUGAAUACGAAGCUAUUGAAGAUUUACUAGGACAGUGUGAAAUGAUGGCCAAGAAAGCUACAGUUAUGCAUUUGUCGGGUGACCUGGUUCUGGCGAAUGAUUAUGCGUCCAAGUACUUGGAUUUGCGAAAGCAGGCUUUAAGUGAAAGGAGGUGAUUGUAUCUGUGUAUUGUCUUACUGUCUAGAUAGAUUACAGAGCAUGAGAUGAAAGCCGUUGACCGA
Talaromyces stipitatus ATCC 10500 is the source of this 2538-nucleotide messenger RNA. Its product is annotated as anaphase-promoting complex subunit Apc5, putative. Bases 106 to 2472 code for a protein of 788 amino acids. Gene Ontology annotation, cellular component: anaphase-promoting complex. NCBI's taxonomy places the organism in Eukaryota, Fungi, Ascomycota, Eurotiomycetes, Eurotiales, Trichocomaceae. Gene Ontology annotation, molecular function: protein binding. The record is from RefSeq and is a predicted model, not a curated record. The transcript has 5 exons. Gene Ontology annotation, biological process: anaphase-promoting complex-dependent catabolic process; positive regulation of mitotic metaphase/anaphase transition; protein K11-linked ubiquitination.